AUGCUCAUCAUACUCUGGCUUUUUCUUGCCGCCAUAGCAUGGCGGGUGCUGUCACGACUCUGGAUUCACCCCCUCCGGCAGUAUCCAGGUCCCAAAUUAGCAGCAAUUUCAAAUCUGCCGUAUCUCUACCAGACUCUCUCUGGGAACUCUCAUGCUUGGAUUCGGGAACUCCACGAUGAGUACGGCAGCGUGGUUCGCAUCCGCCCCAAUGCCCUUACUUAUCGAACUUUUGAAGCUUGGACGGAUAUCUACGGUCAUCGCAAACAAGGAGCCUUGCCCUUCUGUAAAGAUCCUGAAUUCUUCACUCCUGCUCCAAGUGGUCAAACCCAUAUGAUCAAUGCAAAUGAGGCCGACCACACUCGCCAAAAAAAACUUUUGACCCACGCGUUCUCCGAAAAGUCGCUGCGAGAACAGGAGUCAUUGGUUAUGUCUUAUAUCGACCUGUUCAUCCGACAGCUCCAGACAUCGGCCAACGCCAAACAGCCAUUGAACCUGGAGGAGUGGCUGAACUUUCUGACGUUCGAUAUCAUCGGCGAUUUGGCAUUCGGAGAGCCGUUUGGCUGUCUCGAGGAAUCAGAGUAUCAUCCCUGGGUCGCCACGAUUUUCAAGAGCAUCAAAACUGGGGCUUUCCUCCGCGCCUUUUCUAUCUAUCCGCUGUUUGUGCUUCUGAUCCGGAAGGCAAUGCCGAAGAGGCUUAUCCAGAAACGAUUGGCACAUUAUCAGAUGAGUAAGGAUAAGGUCACGAAGAGGCUGCAAACCAAUACUACGAGACCAGACUUCACCUCCUACAUUCUCAAACACAACGACGACGAGAAGGGUAUGCUCCGACAGGAGAUGGAUCUAAACGCUGCUAUCAUCAUCCAAGCCGGCAGCGAGACUACGGCCACAGUGCUGGCCGCCGCCGUUUUUUACUUGCAGAAACACCCUGAAUGGCAAAAAAAACUCACCGAGGAAGUACGAGGCGCGUUCCCCACCGAUGAAAGCAUUACAUUCCUGGCUUCGAGCAAGCUACCGAUUCUGAAUGCCGUCAUUGAGGAGAGCCUACGUUUAUUCCCACCCGCGCCGGCCAUUGGACCGCGGGUCGUCCCACAGGGAGGCGCGCAGAUCGAUGGAAAACAUGUGGCGGAAGGGGUUUCGGUGUCUGUGGCACACUAUUCUGCCUUCCGUGCGCAUUCGAACUUCACACAGCCCGAUUCCUUCCUUCCGGAACGCUGGAUCGACUACAAAGAUCCGAGCAAUCCGUUCCAUUCUGAUCGCCGAGAGGCACUUCAGCCGUUUUCCUACGGACCACGGGCAUGCAUUGGCCGAAAUCUCGCUUAUGCGGAAAUGCGCACAAUUCUCGCGAAACUUCUCUGGCACUUUGAUGUCAGUCUUGAGCAGGAAAGUGAGCAAUGGGAUCAAUGUAAGAGCUACAUCGUCUGGGAAAAAGGUCCUUUGUUUGUAAAGCUCGAGUCUGUACCAUCUACUGAAAAGAAGAAAGCGUGA
Molecule: messenger RNA, 1485 nt
Organism: Penicillium soppii
Lineage: Eukaryota; Fungi; Ascomycota; Eurotiomycetes; Eurotiales; Aspergillaceae
Product: cytochrome P450
Exons: 4
Coding region: 1-1485 (494 amino acids)
Molecular function (GO): iron ion binding; monooxygenase activity; heme binding
Source: RefSeq, a predicted model, not a curated record